AUAAAUACAACUAAAAUGGCCCCCCUUCUCUCCACUUGCUACUCACUCACUACUCAGCAGCUGCAGCUUCUCCAGGUCCACCCUACCACCCAAAACCAAAACCAAAACCAAAAGCACUUUUCUCACUUUUACCAACCUUCUCCCUUCUCCUCCUUUGCUUUCAACAACCUUAACUCCGGCCACCGCCCUCCGCCACCACUCGCCACCUCAAACCGAAAAAAAGGACCAAAAGACAAAAAAAUGGAUUCCAACAACAUCAACAACUUCGGCGCUGCUUCCAGACCGUCCCCGACAUCAUCGACUGACAUGGAGCAGAUGUCGGAGACCCCUCAGCGCGGGUCCCACCACCGCCGGGCCCACUCCGACACCUCCUUCCGCAUCCCCAACUUCGACGACCUCCUCCUCUUCGACCCUUCCGACCUCGACCUCUCCUGCCUCCCCUCCCCAACCCUCCUGCCACGUGGCGGCAACAGCAGCAACAACAACAUCCCCAUGUCCCUCGACUCCGACGACUCCUCGGAGGGCCAACCACCCAACCCCUUCUCCUCCACCCCCAAGCCUGCCGCUUCCUCCGGCUCCACGGCCACCGCUGCCCACCUCCGGAGCCUCUCCGUCGAUUCCGACUUCUUCGACGGCCUGGGCCUGGGGGAUUCCGGCAGGGAAGUGAGCGGGGGGCAGAGGUCUGGGUCCCACCACAGGCACAGCAGCUCGAUGGACGGCUCGUCUUUCGAUGCGGACUCGUCGGUGAUGACGCUGAACGGCUUCAAGAAGUCCGUUGCUCCUGAGAGACUUGCUGAGCUCUCUCUGAUUGACCCUAAGAGAGCCAAAAGGAUAUUAGCUAAUAGGCAAUCGGCUGCGAGGUCAAAGGAGAGGAAGGUGAGGUAUACGAAUGAGCUGGAGAGGAAGGUGCAGACGCUUCAGACGGAAGCAACCACCCUCUCAGCACAGGUCACUCUGUUACAGAGAGACACUACUGUCAUAACUGCUGAGAAUAAGGAGCUCAAACUUCGCCUACAGGCUCUGGAGCAACAAGCACAGCUUAGAGAUGCUUUGAAUGAGAAACUUAAGGAGGAAGUGCAGCGGCUUAAGAUUGAAACCAACCAAAUCCCACCCGGGGCUGGGAAUGGAAACCCUUUCUACCGAGGGCUUCCCCCUCAAUAUGGUCAGACCCAGCACCACCAGAACCACAACCAGCAGAACCAGCACCAGCAGCAUCACAACCAGAAUGUCACCAAUGGGCAGGCUCACCCGAGCUUUAUGGACUUCAACGGGAGGGCAUAGAAACUCUCGAAGAAGUCAUUAACCACAGUUUAGGUUGUCAUCACUGCAAGAUAUGCUUACAAGUGGCGAGUCUUAUCUCAUUUCGUCGCCUCUUUAGAAAACAUUUCUUGUACAUGGGGUGCCACGGUUGCCGUAUCCAAGCCUACUACAUUAUGACGUAUAAUUCGUUUGGAUACCGCCACUGUCAUAUCCCGGGUCGGGAUGGAACAAAAACACCUUAUUUAUGGAGCAAUCCUUCUCUUCGCCCGGGUGGACUGCCUCCGAGAGUGGCGGUGGGAUCGAAGGGUGGGGCGGGUGGGCCAUAAACGCCGAUGGAGGGUUUUGGGUUUGGUUGUAUUGCUGGCAGAGUCUUGACUGUCGGACCUGAGAAUUUCUCCAUGUAUGAGUGGAGGGUAGAAAAUAAGGGCAAUUUGUUGUGUGAUAAAAGGAUAACAAUAAUUGUGCUUCUUGUCAAAGAAAGAAAUUAUUUGGUGUUA
Molecule: messenger RNA, 1757 nt
Organism: Malus domestica (apple)
Lineage: Eukaryota; Viridiplantae; Streptophyta; Magnoliopsida; Rosales; Rosaceae
Product: transcription factor VIP1-like
Biological process (GO): regulation of DNA-templated transcription
Cellular component (GO): nucleus
Molecular function (GO): DNA-binding transcription factor activity
Source: RefSeq, a predicted model, not a curated record